GUUUCAUUCUAGUCGGCAUUGCUUGAACAUCGCGAAUUCAAGUGAAGGUCCAAAAAGAGAAAAAAAAAAAUAGAAAACAGAAAAUAGAAAACACAUGCAAUCAUGCUAACAAAAUCUCUAAAUCGAUUAAUCAGUGCUCCGACCCCAACACAAUUCCGCGUUAAUCACCUAUUACGUCGAUUGAUUAGUGCCACCGUGGAAAACGAUAAAUUCGUUGUGGUGCAGCCAGACGGGAGCUCUGCCCCAACCACCAACACCACGACCACAUCCCAACCUCUAAAGUUCCCCAGUGUUUGGUUACGUGAUAAUUGUAACUGUACACAAUGUUUUCAUCCCACUUCAAAGUCACGUAAACAUGACUGGGAUAAAUUUGAUGUCAAUGUUCGCGUCGAGAAGUUACAAACAAAUGAGCAAACCCAACAAUUGAUUAUCGACUGGAGUGAUAAACAUCAAUCGGUGUACGAUUUGAAAUGGUUGCAGGAACGUGCCUUCGACGAUAAGCGACGUCAGGAGUAUUUGGAUGAUUUCUAUCGGCCAAAACCAAAGCAUUGGCGUGGUGCUGAAUUUAAUCAAAUUAAUCAGAUUUUCGAUUUUAAGGAUGUUAUUAGCAGCGAUGAAGCCCUUAAAAAUUGGCUUGAGGCCCUGGCCGUUUAUGGUGUGGCCAUAAUAAGAGAUUCGCCUAUCGAUAAAACUGUGGUGCGGCAAUUAGCGGAGCGUGUUGGUUUCAUACGACGCACGACAUAUGGUGAGGAGUUUAUUGUGCAAAAUAAACCAGGUGCCAAGAAUGUUGCCUAUCUUUCGGAUCCACUGCCAUUACACACCGACUUACCCUACUAUGAAUACAAACCUAGCUGCAAUAUUUUACACUGCAUGGUGCAAUCGCAAUCUCAGGGUGGCAGUAAUCUUUUGGUCGACGGUUUUCACAUUGCCGAUCGCAUGAAAGCAGAGCACCCAGAGGAUUACAAGAUUUUAGCGGAGACCCUGGUGGAUUGGAAUGACAUUGGCAGUGAGGAGGGCAAACAUUUCCAUAACAUUUGGCGUGCUCCGGUCAUAUGUUUAGACAAUGACGGAAAUUAUACGCGUAUAAAUCACAGUAUACCUCAACGUGACAGCCAUUUUUCGGUGGCACUGGAUACAGUCAUACCCUGGUACGAAGCCUAUGCCAAAUUCGUACGUUUGGCUCGUGAAGACGCCCACUCGUUCAAGACAAAAGCCGGUGACGUUCUGACAUUUAAUAAUAUUCGUCUGUUGCACGGUCGCACUGGCUACGAUGACACCGAUAACAAUGUGCGGUAUAUUGUUGGUGCUUAUUUGGACUGGGACAUAAUUUAUUCCAAACUGAGGGUAUUGAAAUCGUCGGCAGCAGCAUCAUCAUCAUCCUGCUCCUCCUAGUCGUAACAUGGUGGAAAUUGAGAAAGUAGACAGUAGCGGCAGCAGCUAUCAAUGUUCACUUCAGCCGAUUCACGACGGAUACUAAAAAGUCAUUUGCAAGUUUAUGACACUGACAGCCUCCGACAAAAAACAGUUUUGAAAUUUAUUGAUUAUUCUUUGGUUUUAAGUUUAAAUAAAAGAAAGUCUGUAUAAAUUUUA
Molecule: messenger RNA, 1590 nt
Organism: Musca domestica (house fly)
Lineage: Eukaryota; Metazoa; Arthropoda; Insecta; Diptera; Muscidae
Product: gamma-butyrobetaine dioxygenase
Exons: 5
Coding region: 103-1392 (429 amino acids)
Biological process (GO): carnitine biosynthetic process
Cellular component (GO): mitochondrion
Molecular function (GO): oxidoreductase activity
Source: RefSeq, a predicted model, not a curated record